This is a messenger RNA of Myiozetetes cayanensis, 2714 nucleotides long. Its product is annotated as two pore channel protein 2-like. Lineage: Eukaryota; Metazoa; Chordata; Aves; Passeriformes; Tyrannidae. Gene Ontology annotation, cellular component: membrane. The transcript is spliced from 19 exons. Gene Ontology annotation, biological process: transmembrane transport; monoatomic ion transport. The record is from RefSeq and is a predicted model, not a curated record. Gene Ontology annotation, molecular function: monoatomic ion channel activity. The coding region runs from base 129 to 2378 and encodes 749 amino acids.
GCCUCCAGCACCAUCCCGGCCCCGCUCCCGGCCCCGCUCCCGGCAGCGCCUCCCGCUUCCGCCGCGCCGGGGGCGGGACCGGCCCCGUUAAAGGCGGCGGGGCCGGGAGGUGCCGUGUCUGCCCCGCCAUGGCCCAGCCGCCCGAGCAGGAUCUCCUGCUGGCAGCAGCGUUUGUCUCCGAUGCGCAGUACAACAGGAAUAUUCCCUUCAAGACCUCCCCCGAGGCGGUCAGGCUUUAUUAUCUCUACAACCACUGGAUGAUGCGAACAGCCACCUACUUCUUCAUCUUUCUCAACCUGUCCCUUGCCAUGUUUGAAGAGCCUGCUGUGUAUCCGCUCCCCUUCCUGGUCACAUCCGUGCUGGAGGUGUUGUGCCUGCUGGUGUUCCUGGGCCGACUGGCACACUUUGCCACAGUCACCCAGCACAGCGUGUUCUGGAAGGACACCAAGAACAUCUGCAUCAUGGUGGCAAUCCUGUUAUCCCUGACAGACUUGGCCAUCUAUGGGGUGCUCAGGGUGUACGGCGUGAGGAGCAUCCGAUGGUCGAGGAUUGUGAGGCCCAUCUUCCUGAUCAACUUUGCGGAGAGUCGCCAGAUCCGGAGAGCCUUCCGCAGCAUCCGCAACACGCUGCCAGAGAUCACCUACGUCUUCCUGCUCUUCAUGUUCAGCCUGCUCAUGUUCUCCCUCAUGGCCCUGAAGCUGUUUGGAGAGAGGAAUCUCCAGACAGCAGAAGGUUUGCCAUAUUUCAGAAACUACCUGGAAAUCGUGUUUGACCUCUACGUGCUGGUGACGACGGCGAACAGCCCGGACGUCAUGAUGCCAGCAUUUGACUUCAGCUCCUGGUACGCCCUGUUCUUCAUCGCCUUCGUCAUCGUCAACACGUACAUCUUCAUGUCUCUCUUCCUGGCUGUGGUGUACAACAACUAUAAAAAACACCUCAAGAAUGAGAUCCGUAAGCUCGCUUACAUGAAGCGCCGCAAGAUGAUUGAGGCCUUCAACCUCCUGAAGGAAGAGGAGGGGGAGCAGCUGGUGGUUCGAGAAGCCCGCUGGAAGCAACUGGUCAAACUGGUGGCUCCUGAUAUCAGCAACUCCCACCGGGAGCUGCUGCUCCGCAUCUCAGAUGAUGAGCAGAAGGGGUUCAUAGACAAGAAGUCCUUCGUGCAGCUGGCAGACCUGCUGAACAUCCAGGUGGUGACGCUGACGCUCCGCAGGCACCCCCUGGCGCGGUGGGCGCCCCGCGCGUACGGCUCGGUGGCCAGCCGGCUCCUGCGCGGCCUGGUGAGGCACAGGGCUUUUGUUUGGGCUUACGAUGCAAUCAUCCUGAUAAAUGCCAUCUUUAUCGCUCUGGAUGAGGAAACCCCUUACGUCUCCUACGCCGAGUGGGUGUUCCUGGCGCUGUACAUCGGCGAGAUCCUCCUGAAGCUGUACACGUACGAACCGAGGGCCUUCUUCGGGAAAACCCAGUUCUGGAACUGGUUUGACACUCUCAUCAUCUUUGCUGCCCUGACUGCAACGAUUCUCAAUGCCACCCUGAAGUCGACCACGAAGUACAACAGCCAGCAGAUCCUGGACAUCGUGUUCAUCCUGCGAGUCCUGCGGCUCAUCCGCAUCGUCGACAGCAUUCAGAGGUUCCGGGUCAUCAUGAACACCCUGAUAAACAUCGUCCCGACGAUGCUGACUUUUGGUGGGCUGACUCUGGUUGUGUACUGUGUGUUCGCUAUCAUUGGCAUGGAGCUGUUCCACGGGAAGAUCCAGUUCUUCCCCGCCGACUCCAGCGCUCCUCACGCGCUGGCGUGCGGGAACGCGGCCCUGAAGGACUCCCUGUUUGCCCGGGGCAAGUACUGCAAGAACAACUUCAACGACUUCGCCUCCUCCUUCAUCGUCCUCAUGGAGCUCACCGUGGUCAACCAGUGGCACGUCUUUGCCAACGGAUUUGCCAACGUGACAGUUCAGCCUGCCAAGCUGUACUUCAUUGCCUUCCACAUUGUGAUGGUGAUAAUCAUUGUCAACAUCUUCGUGUCCUUCAUCUUGGAAGCUUUCUUUGUGGAGUACUCCCUGGAGAAGAGUGAAGUGGAAACUGCCAUCGAGCAGAAAAUCCAGGAGCUGGGAAUGGGAGUUCAAGAGGAUGAGCUCCAGGAUGAACAGCUCCUGGAUAACAUGGAGAGUGACGAGCACGAACUCGAGGGGGAAGGUGGCACGAAGGCACAGCCCAGAGGGCUGGUGUUUAAAAUUGCCUCCAAACGAUACAGGACGGUGGAUGCUCUGCUCCAGCGCAUGUUUGAGGCAGAGAUUCCCCUGGAGGAUGAAGGCCCUUCCUUUGAAGAGAUCCUGAACUUGUCCCCCAGCGCUGCCGUUCCCAGGAAUCCGAGUUCGGCGUGACGGGCGGGGCAGGAGGGAGGAGCCGAUUCCCGGCUCUCCAGAUCCCUGGAGUUGUUCCCUGGCUGCUCCCGUGCGGGGCCCGGGUCGCGCGGUGGAAGGGGCAGCUGGUGCCCCGAACAGCUCCGUCAUGGAAAGGAGCUUUAUCCCAUGUACAGGCUGUAAAUGCCGGGUUGGAAGGCGAGGGGGGUCGGGGGAUCUGGCUGUGCCGGAUGUUAUGGGAUAAGUACUUUUGUAACUGGAAUUCUGUAUGGCAGCACUUUCCUAUGCAGCUCUGGAGCAGUGACACUGGGGGGAGUGGCUCUGGAGCACAAUAAAUCCAGCAGUGUGCAAAAACAA